UCUAAAGAAUCGGGCUGUUGUUUAAGGUUGUGUUCCAUGAGAAGGUGGUCUGGUUAGAAGACUUGUCCAGUGUCUAUCUUCCGGACAACCGUCGUUUUCAUUGUCACUCACGUGACGUACCCAGUUCACGGCUCUUCAAAGUGAAGAAAACUCGUACAUUUCUAGUUCAGAAGUUUCCUGAUGUCCCGUGCAUUUCCAAGCUCCAGAGCGAUGGCGAUCGCCAUGUUCAUCCUUGCCAUCAUUUCUUGGGCGGCAAUCUUGUCAUCGGAGUCCAAGUACAUAGCUUACAACAUCACCCAGAGAAUCGUCCCCGACAAAAUCAACGUUCACCUGGUCCCUCACUCACACGACGACGUGGGUUGGCUUAAGACCGUCGAUCAGUACUAUGUUGGCGCUAACAACUCCAUUCGAGGGGCGUGUGUACAGAACGUGUUGGACUCUGUAAUUUCGGCUUUGUUGGAUGAUAAGAAUCGGAAAUUCAUUUAUGUUGAGAUGGCGUUCUUCCUGAGAUGGUGGAGACAGCAAAGCGAGGCUAUGAAGGUCAAAGUCAAGGAACUUGUCAACUCUGGUCAGCUCGAGUUCAUAAAUGGGGCUAUGUGCAUGCAUGACGAGGCUACUCCACAUUACAUUGACUUGAUUGAUCAGACCACUCUAGGGCAUCAAUUUCUCAAAGCCGAAUUUGGUAAAGUUCCUAGAGUUGGUUGGCAGAUCGAUCCCUUUGGGCAUUCUGCUGUGCAAGCUUACUUACUUGGUGCAGAGUUAGGAUUUGAUUCUCUCUUUUUUGCUCGAAUUGAUUACCAAGAUAGAGCAAAGCGACUGAACGAAAAGAGUCUUGAGAUUGUUUGGCAGGGUUCCAAGUCCCUAGGUUCAUCUUCACAGAUAUUCACUGGGAUAUUCCCCAGGCAUUAUGACCCUCCUGAUGGUUUCACAUUUGAGAUAAACGAUGUUUCCCCUCCAAUUCAGGAUGACAUUCUCCUGUUCGACUAUAAUGUUCAAGAGCGAGUCAAUGAAUUUGUAGCCGCUGCUUUAGCACAGGCUAAUGUAACCAGGACAAAUCAUAUCAUGUGGACCAUGGGGACUGAUUUUCGCUAUCAAUAUGCGAAUUCAUGGUUCAGGCAGAUGGACAAAUUCAUUCAUUAUGUCAAUGAGGAUGGGCGUGUCAAUGCAUUGUAUUCAACCCCAUCCAUCUACACUGAUGUAAAAUAUGCAGCAAAUGAAAAAUGGCCUCGCAAGACUGAAGAUUUCUUCCCGUAUGCAGAUCAUCCAAAUGCCUAUUGGACCGGUUACUUUACAAGUAGGCCAGCCUUUAAAGGUUAUGUCAGGAUGAUGAGUGGUUACUAUCUGGCAGCAAGGCAAUUGGAGUUCUUCAAAGGCAGGAGUAAUUCCGGGCCUAAUACUGAUGCACUAGCUGAUGCUUUGGCACUUGCUCAACAUCAUGAUGCAGUUAGUGGUACAGAAAGACAGCAUGUUGCUGCUGAUUAUGCAAAACGAUUGUAUAUGGGCUACGCGGAGGCUGAGAAGUUGGUUUCCUCUUCACUUGCUUUCUUGGCUGACUCGAUAUCAAGUGCUAGACAGGGGAAUCCGGCCACAAAUAUUCAGCAGUGUCCUCUUCUUAAUAUAAGUUACUGUCCCCCAUCAGAAGCAGUAUUGUCAGAUGGGAAAAGCUUGGUUGUUGUUGUUUAUAAUUCCUUAGGAUGGAGGAGGGAGGAAGUGAUACGAAUUCCUGUUUCUUCUGAGAAGGUUUUUGUUCAGGAUUCUGAAGGGAGGGAAAUUGAAUCUCAACUUCUACCUUUAUCAAAUGCUACUUUGAGCAUAAGAAAUUACUAUGUCAAAGCAUAUAUAGGUAAAUCCCCCAAUGGAGCACUGAAGUAUUGGCUUGCCUUUUCAGCAUCUGUACCACCUCUUGGUUUCAGCACUUACGUUGUCUCAAUUGCAAAACAGACAGGUCCUAGUUCCACCAUCUCAAUGGUAUACAAACCAGAUGGAAGCACAAAUGAUACCAUAGAAGUUGGGCAAGGCAGUUUGAAGCUAUUUUAUUCUGCAGAUGAAGGAAAACUUACAAAUUAUGUUAAUAGCAGAAAUAUGGUCACAGCUUUUGCUGAGCAAUCAUACAGUUAUUAUUCUGGAAAUGAUGGAACUGAUAAAGAUCCUCAGGCUUCUGGGGCAUAUGUCUUUCGUCCAAAUGUUACAUUUCCGAUUAAAUCUGAGCACCAGGUUCCUUUAACUGUUAUUCGGGGUCCUGUACUAGAUGAAGUACACCAACAACUCAACUCAUGGAUAUCUCAGAUUACCAGAGUAUUCAAGGGAAAGGAGCAUGCUGAAGUUGAGUUUAGUAUUGGUCCUAUACCUGUGGAUGAUGGCAUUGGGAAAGAAAUCACAACUCAAAUUAGAACAGCAAUGAAGACCAAUAAGACAUUCUACACUGAUUCUAAUGGACGGGAUUUCAUCAAACGUGUUCGAGAUUUCAGGACAGACUGGGACCUGCAAGUGCAACAACCAGUUGCUGGAAAUUAUUACCCUAUCAAUCUUGGAAUUUAUGUGCAAGAUAGCAACACGGAACUGUCGGUGUUAGUGGACCGCUCAGUGGGAGGAACCAGCUUAGUGGAUGGUCAAAUAGAGCUGAUGCUCCAUAGGAGGCUGCUUCAUGAUGAUUCAAGAGGUGUUGGUGAGGCAUUAAAUGAAACAGUUUGUGUCCUAGAUAAAUGUGAAGGUUUAACUAUUCAAGGGAAAUUUUACCUCAGAAUUGAUCAAGUAGGAGAAGGUGCCAAGUGGCGUCGCACAGUUGGCCAGGAGAUAUAUUCUCCACUUCUCUUGGCCUUCACAGAGCAGGAUGGAAAUAAUUGGAUAAGUUCCCAAGUACCUACUUUCUCAGCGAUUGAUCCUUCCUAUGCUUUACCAAACAACAUUGCUGUGAUUACCCUCCAGGAACUUGAAAAUGGAAAAGUACUUCUUCGAUUGGCUCACUUGUAUGAGAUUGGAGAGGACAAGGACUAUUCAGUCAUGGCAAGCGUGGAGUUGAAGAAGCUGUUUCCAAACAAGAAGAUCAGUAAAGUGACAGAGAUGAGUUUGUCUGCCAAUCAAGAACGGGCUGAGAUGGAGCAGAAAAAGUUGGCCUGGAAAGUAGAAGGCCCUGCUGAAGAACCGAAGGUGGUGAGAGGAGGACCUGUUGAUCCUGUAAAGCUAGUGGUAGAACUUGCCCCAAUGGAAAUCCGCUCUUUCUUUAUUAACUUUGAUUACCUCCAAAUGUUUGUUUCCUGAAAGAGAAGCUUGGGCCUAUGUUACAAUACAUUAGGCUGGCCCACGUGCAGCCCCCUACUCUGUACUAAAUAAUAAAUCUAUAAAGGUGUUGAACCUUGGAUAAGAGGGAUGGAAAUUUUUCAAUGAAUCAACAUAUUCUGCUUUA
Corylus avellana is the source of this 3403-nucleotide messenger RNA. RefSeq names its product alpha-mannosidase At3g26720. Gene Ontology annotation, biological process: mannose metabolic process. NCBI's taxonomy places the organism in Eukaryota, Viridiplantae, Streptophyta, Magnoliopsida, Fagales, Betulaceae. The record is from RefSeq and is a predicted model, not a curated record. Gene Ontology annotation, molecular function: carbohydrate binding; alpha-mannosidase activity.